Messenger RNA from Seriola dumerili (greater amberjack), 1612 nucleotides. RefSeq names its product fatty acid hydroxylase domain containing 2 (gene faxdc2). Bases 59 to 1075 code for a protein of 338 amino acids. Gene Ontology annotation, molecular function: C-4 methylsterol oxidase activity; iron ion binding. The record is from RefSeq and is a predicted model, not a curated record. Gene Ontology annotation, biological process: sterol biosynthetic process. The transcript is spliced from 9 exons. Lineage: Eukaryota; Metazoa; Chordata; Actinopteri; Carangiformes; Carangidae.
GGGUUUGUGUGACUGUGAAAACAUCCAGCAGGAUCGAAGAGUUUAACUGGACAGAAACAUGACGGUGGAGACGAGAGUCAGCGACACGAGGGGAGCGGACAGCAGCAGCAGACAGGAGGGCCCCGGAGGACUGUGGGACUCUGUGAAGAAAGCUGCGUUUGUCAUCGGAUCGGGAAUCUUAUUCUUGGCCGCAUUUGGCAACUCACUGACAUGGCAUCUUCAGAGAUUCUGGGGAGCUUCAGGAGAUUUCUGGCAGAACUUGUGGACCAAGCUGUACUUGGCAUUUGAGGGUCACGAUGCUGCUUUGUUCUACUUAGGGACCAUGUUAAUCCCCACCGUGGCCUUCUGGGCUUCCAAUGGUCUGCUGCUAUUGGUGGACAUCACUGGUAAACCCUCCUUCAUCACUCGCUACCGCAUCCAGGUGGACAAGAAUAACCCGGUGGAUCCAGCUAAGCUUCGCCAUGCAGUGAGGACUGUCAUCUUCAACCAGGUGUUCAUCUCCGGGCCCAUGGUGGUGGUGUGUUACCACCUGACGUCCUGGAGGGGGGACCCCUGUGGCCCUGAGCUGCCCACCUUCCACUGGGCCCUGACAGAGCUGGCCAUCUUUUCCAUCUUAGAGGAAGUUAUGUUUUACUACUCACACAGGCUGUUCCACCAGCCCGGCCUCUACAAGCAUUUCCACAAACAGCACCACGAGUGGACCGCUCCCAUCGGAGUUGUCUCCAUCUACGCUCAUCCUCUGGAGCAUGUGAUCUCCAACACGCUGCCAGUGGUGAUCGGACCCGUGAUCCUGGGCUCCCACCUGUCCACCACCACCCUCUGGUACUGUCUGGCUCUGGUCAGCACCACAAUCUCCCACUGUGGAUACCACCUCCCCUUCCUGCCCUCCCCAGAGUUCCAUGACUUCCACCACCUCAGGUUCAACCAGUGUUUUGGGGUCUUCGGUGUGCUGGACAGGCUCCACGGCACCGACACCAAAUUCAGGCAGACCAAGCAGUAUGAACGCCACACCCUGCUCACCAGCUUCACCCCACUGAUGGAGAGCAUCCCUGACUCACCCAAGAAGGGCCAGUGAUGACCUGUGACCCUUGACCUCUAACCUCAGGCACAGGCCUGGCCAUGUUUGGGAAUACCACCAUGAUACAUGGAGACAAAAUUCCCAAUCAACUUUAAAAUGACAAUUACAUUUUGAUUAUUUCAAUCCAGAAUAGCUGUUGAUCAGUUUCAGACUGUGAACAUCUGCUCAGACUCUGUGAUCAUCAGCUUCAUUAGUACUUAACCAGAUGUCCGUUAAUCUUCGCAUUUGCUUCAUAAAUUCAUGAGGACCAAAAUAUACAAUACCUUUGUUUAGCACUCAGUUUCCUGCUCAGGUAGAUUUAAUAAUUUGGUGGUUGAUGUGAGUGAAGACAAAUAAUUUCACCUCACUUACGUCUUUACUCUUUCCAUCCUCUCUGGUUAAAGGUUAAAGGAAACUCUGCAGUCUGAAUAAACCACUCCAGUUGGUGUGAAGCACCUGAGAUGUGGGUGUGAGAGAAGUCCAUUAUGCUGCGUUCACAGCUUCCAACAUUCCUGAAUAAUGACAGAGUUACAGUGAAUCAGUCUCAGUGUACAA